Carcharodon carcharias (great white shark) is the source of this 1288-nucleotide messenger RNA. RefSeq names its product coenzyme Q4 homolog (S. cerevisiae) (gene coq4). The transcript is spliced from 7 exons. Gene Ontology annotation, cellular component: mitochondrion; mitochondrial inner membrane. Bases 30 to 896 code for a protein of 288 amino acids. NCBI's taxonomy places the organism in Eukaryota, Metazoa, Chordata, Chondrichthyes, Lamniformes, Lamnidae. The record is from RefSeq and is a predicted model, not a curated record. Gene Ontology annotation, biological process: ubiquinone biosynthetic process.
CUGUGUGGAGCCGCCGUCCAGAGGCUGCUAUGGCGACGCUGCUGAGGAGCGGGUUCGGGUCCCGGGCCUGGGCCCUGCGGGGUCUCCGAGGCGGCGGCGGCGGGAGACCCGACCCGGGCCUGAGGGCAGCUUCUGUGCGGCCCGGAGCCGCGCUCUCAGCCGGCCCCGGGGAGGAGGCGAACGCAGAGGCCGCUGCUCAGGACACCGGUAACCGCCCGAUUCAGAGCCACAUCCACACCAGCCCGCUCCAGAAAUUGCUGCUAGCCUCAGGAUCCGCUCUCAUGGCUUUAUACAACCCAUACCGGCACGAUAUGGUAGCUGUUCUGGGAGAAACCACAGGACUGCUAGCAAUCCAAAAACUGAGGGACAGGAUGCAAAACCAUCCUGAGGGAAACCAGAUUCUGCAGGAGAGGCCUCGGAUCAGUACAUCCACAUUGGAUUUGGCCAGCCUGAGAGAGUUACCUGAAGGAACAUUUGGCAGAGAGUACGUUCGCUUCCUUGAUGUUAAUCAAGUUACCCCCGACAGUCGGAUGCCUGUGAAGUUUGUUGAUGAUGAGGAACUUGCCUAUGUGAUCCAGCGGUAUCGUGAAGUACAUGACUUCAUGCACACGUUACUGGGCAUGCCCACUAACAUACUCGGUGAGGUCGCUGUCAAGUGGUUUGAGGCAGUACAGACUGGUCUGCCCAUGUGUAUUCUGGGAGCUGUGUUUGGUCCUCUCCACCUAUCUGCCAGGAAUAUCCAGGUUUUAGUCACAGACUUAAUCCCGUGGGCUGUACGAUGUGGCAGGGCUGCUCAUUGUAUGAUGAACUUCUACUAUGAGAAUCGAUUGGAACAGAACCUAGAGUCACUGAGGGAAGAGAUUGGGAUUCUACCCUGUCCCACUGUUCAAACAUAACAGCUAGGUGCAUCUAACGUGGAUUCACAGAUGGAGCAUGAGUUUUAUUGUGUGGACACAGCCUUGUGGUAUUAUUAAAUGUCAAUCCCUUACAACAGUCAACGGAGGAGGGGGGUUGGGGCAGAGGACUGUGUAAGAGAAGGGGACAGACACCUGCAGACCCAGCUGUCGUGUUCAGGGACAACAACUUCAGGAAGCAGUGUACAAAGAACAAGAAAAGUGUGGUAAUAGUGUUGUAUGCCAAGCCCAUCAGGCAGCUCCAGGGCUGUUGCUGGAAUUAUUGGAAGGAUAAUAAGUAAACAACACUGACAUUCUCACCUCCUUUAGCGCCUGCUGGAGGACAGAUUGUUUCAGCCAGUUACUACUGAAUAAAAUCACUCACUUUGAUUUUC